This is a messenger RNA of Gekko japonicus, 1518 nucleotides long. Its product is annotated as vomeronasal type-2 receptor 26-like. The record is from RefSeq and is a predicted model, not a curated record. Gene Ontology annotation, molecular function: G protein-coupled receptor activity. The transcript has 4 exons. Bases 1 to 1518 code for a protein of 505 amino acids. Gene Ontology annotation, cellular component: membrane. Gene Ontology annotation, biological process: G protein-coupled receptor signaling pathway. NCBI's taxonomy places the organism in Eukaryota, Metazoa, Chordata, Lepidosauria, Squamata, Gekkonidae.
AUGGCAUUUGCUGUGAAGGAAAUCAAUGACAACCUCCGGAUUUUACCCAAUGUCACUGUGGGCUUCCACAUUUGGGACAGCUACUUCAAUGCAAGAGAGACUUAUCGUGCUACAGUAGAACUUCUCUCAACAAAGAACAGAUUGCUCCCUAACUACAACUGUGACUUCCAAAACAAUAUGAUAGCAGUCAUUGGAGGACUUGAAGCUGAAACUUCCCUCUACAUAGCAAGUGUGUUAGCUAUCUACAAUAUUCCACAGCUUCACCGCUUUCUGAAAAGAGUCUCAUUUAACAACAGUGCUGGGGAGAAAAUUUCAUUUGAUACCAGUGGAGAACUCACAACAGGGUAUGAUAUUAUCAACUGGCUUGCUUUUCCAAAUCAGUCUUUUUUUAAAGUGAAAAUUGGAGAGGUUCAUCCAGAAGCUCCGGCAGACCAGAUGCUUACCAUUAAUGAUGAUGACAUCACAUGGAACAGCUGCUCUGGCCAGACACAGCCCCUUUCAGUCUGCAGUGAAAGUUGCCUUCCAGGUUUUUGGAAGAGAAUGAAGGAGGGGGAGCCAUUCUGCUGCUAUGACUGCUUUCCAUGUCCAGAAGGGAAGAUUUCCAAUCAGAAGGACUUGCUUGCGUGCAUGACUUGUACACAAGACCACUAUCCAAACAGGGGACGAAAUCAAUGCAUUCCCAAAGAUGUCAGUUUCUUGUCCCAUGAAGAACCUUUGGGGAUCACUUUAGUGACUUUUGUCCUUUCCUUUUCUUUCAUCACGCUUUUGGUGCUAGGAGUCUUCAUGAAGCACCACAACACCCCCAUCGUCAAAGCCAACAACAGGAACCUCACCUAUGCUCUCCUGAUCUGCCUCCUCCUGUGCUUCCUUUGUGCUCUGCUAUUCAUUGGUCAGCCACAAUUGGUGUCAUGUCUCCUCCAACAAACCACAUUUGGCAUGGUCUUCUCAGUUGCCAUUUCUUGUGUUCUGGCAAAAACAGUCAUGGUGGUUCUGGCUUUCCUAAGCAUCCAACCAGGAAGCAGCCUGAGGAACUGGGUGGGGAAAAGAGUGGGCAACACCAUUGUGAUUUCAUGCUCCCUUUUCCAAGCAGCCCUUUGUUUUGCAUGGCUUGCAACUUCACCCCCAUUUCCGGACGUUGACGUGUACUCAAAGACUGAAUCCAUUGUACUGGAAUGCAAUGUAGGGUCUGUCAUCAUGUUUUACUGUGUCGUAGGCUACAUGGGCUUCCUGGCCAUUGUUAGCUUUGUGGUAGCUUUCUUGGCCAGGAAGUUACCAGACAGUUUUAAUGAGGCCAAAUUUAUCACUUUCAGUCUAUUGGUCUUUUGCAGUGUUUGGAUGUCUUUUGUUCCCACCUACCUGAGCACCAAGGGAAAAUCCAUGGUGGCUGUAGAGAUCUUCUCCAUCUUAGCCUCCAGCGCUGGCCUUCUGGGUUGCAUCUUUGCCCCCAAAUGUUUCAUUAUUAUGCUGCGGCCUGAGUUGAACAACAGGGAACAGCUGAUAAGAAGAAAAGAGGAGUAA